CAACUUGCGACGUGCGCGCGUGGGUGGGGAUGUGCCAAGACGAGGGGAGGGGCUGGCCUGUGUCCCUCUCCGACACGCAGGUAGGCACUCCCGAGGCGGCGACUCGCAAAGCACCUUCGAUAACAGUAAACCCCGGACGAGGCGUCUGCGCUCCAGCGCUCUCCGGCACGCCUCAUAAAAAUUGCUGUUUACCAAAGCCCUGGAGAUUGGACAUCUGUUUCGCUCAGCUCCGGCUGGGGUGCCGGACCAUUGUGCAGGCGACAGCGGCCCCCUGCAUAGCCGUACAACAGGGCCCCAUGCCGGCAGCAUUCGUAAUGGAUUGGCAGGCGUCGCAUCAUAAACUUAUUGGAACUCAUUAUCGCGGGUUCACAUGGACUAAGUCUGCGGGAGGGUUCGCACAGAACCUGGGCGGGGGUUGGUGCGUGGCGCACUGGCGCUGAGGUUGGGCCCCUGGCAGUAGCAGAUGGCCCUUGCCUCAGUUGCCUGCUUGCACGCUUGGGUUGUCGCCUCUGUAAGACCUCAAUCAUGUUGUCACCCUCACUGUUGAAGACGGACUCCAGCACUGGCAGGCCUGCAUCCUCAGUGCGCGGGUGGCGUCGGCAGCCGACCAUGCGCUGCGCAUCCAGUACCUCUAUGGGGGUGGCGGUGGCGGCGCCAGCGCCGGUGCAGGGGCUGUGGCACCUCCUCCGCCAUUACCGCCAGUGGGGACAGCGGCGGUGGCGGUUGGCUGUUCACAUUCGCAGCCAGAAAGUCCUCGAGCGCACGGCGCAGCAGCUGGCUGGUGGGAGGCCCAAGGAGGAGGUCAUUGUCGGCUGGGGCAACGUCGACACUGGCUACGGAUGUUGCGUCAGCAGGUCAGGUCAGACAGAGGUCCAAACCGGGCGCUGCUGCGCCUGCUGGUGGACAAGUACACGCACCUGGUGGUGUACGUGGACGAGUACUACACCAGCCAGGGCCGCGACGCCAACUCUGCGACGAACGUGCGGCAUGCGCUGAUGGAGAUGCUGCUUGGUAGAGCGCGGCCUGCGGCCCUGCGCCGCGGCGGCGAUGGUGGUGGUGGUGGAGGGCCUGGCCUCACCAGCAGCAGCAGCGGCGGCAGCAGCAACAGCGGCAGCAGCAACAGCGGCAGCAGCAGCAGCGGCACAGGGCCUGGCAGCAGCGGCACAGGGCCCAGCAGUUGCGGCGUGCAUGUGCGUAGUGGAGGGGGCGAGCAAGGCCACGUGGAGGAUGGAGGAGAGCGCGGCGCCGCCCAAGAAGCGGCGCCGGUGCUCAGGUGGAGGCCGGCCGGUGUCUGGUUAGGGUCUUUGCUGGCGAGCAUUGCACAGCUCAGUAUGUGAUGGGCCGCAGCAGUGAGGAGUGUUGUGGCUAGAGCGCUUCCUGCUGUUUGGUUGUCCUGUGCUGGCUGUGCUUGUGCUUGGCAGCGGGACGUGGCUGGACGCAUGGCGGGCCGUGCCUGUACAAACCGACCCCGGCUAUUGACGUGCGUUGCGGAACUAAUGCGUACGGCUAUGUCCGGGAGAUGAGUAGACGCUUGCGGCUUCAGACUUGAUACGUGGCUCAGCCAUUUUUUCCAUGCGGGACGGUGUGGGGACGUGACGUCAACUCCGCAACCAACAUCCGGCACGCGCUGGUGGAGAUGCUGCUGGGGCACAAGCGACCUGCAUCGCUGCAGACUGGCGGCGGCAGCGGCGGCGGCGGCAGGGGCAGCGGCGGCGGCGGCAGCGGCGGCAGCGGCAGCGGCGGCGGCGCGUGCGCCCAUCUUGGUAGCGGAGGGGGCGGGAAAGGCCACGUGGAGGAGGCGAGCGCAGCGCCGCCCAAGACGCGGCGCAAGCGCGCAGGCUGAGGAGCCGGCUGGUGUCUAGGUAGCGGUCCGCGGUGGGGCUGGCAGGGCAUGCGUAGCGGCAUGACAAGUAGUGCGGCUGUUGACAACUGUGCUGCGUCUGGCUACGGUUGGCUCUGCUGUGGCAUCGCGAUUGCUAGGCACCUGGUUUGGCUAUGUGCCUGUGGAAACCGACCCCGGCUAUGUCCGGGCGAUGAGGAUAGCCGGGCGAUCAGGUUGUUCGGCCUCAGACUGUGGAGGGGCUCAGCCCCUUUUCCCGUGACCGGGGAACACUUGUCCAUGCGAGGGGCCACCCUCACUUUUAAAUCCGACGCUGUUAUAUAUGUAACAGUGGCACCUACUGGGCUCCUACCCUACCCACGGAACUCCCUUAGCGAGCAUACAAGUUGCAGACUUUUGCCGGCAAUGGCUGCUACGGUGCACCCACCGUGUGUACGGUAUGUGGCAAAGGGGGAACGGGCAUUAAGUAGUAGCAGUACAAGUGCAAUAGCAAGUGCAUAGCACGCAGUCACUCUAUGCAGCUUAAUGCAAAACAUUGCUGCAGUGAUUGAACGUCAAGGGGGGGGCUGUGCGCGUUCAGGUGUACACUGUGGACAUUCGGGACAGGCGUUGCAGAUGGGUGCGUGGGAGGGGACAGUUCGUGCGAGAUCUGUAGGGCAGGCACGGUUCUUGAUGGGGGCGCCUGAAAAGACAGAUGUGCGGACUGGAGGAGGGAGUAAUUGGACUUGCUGUUCGCGCGACAGAAGAGGGAGGGAUAGGCGAACAGGGGAAAUCAGUAAGGAUGUGGAGGGUCGGAGAACUAGGUCGGACGGGGAAAGUAGUGGGAGGAGUGGGAGAAGUGUCUGUGUGCCGGAUGGGAGGCGGGAACGUCGCAACGGCCCGCUGCAGGAGCGAGCUGCAGGAGCGAGCUGCAGCUGCGCCUGGACAGCCGUCCGGGCGUGCCGCUGGGGUAGGUGCACAAGUUACCGGCGUCGAGGGUGUGCCACGGGUGCCACCACGAGCUGUGCAACCUGCGGGCGGUCUCCGCCUGCUGCGUGAAGACGUGCAGCAACAGCCGCUUCCUGAGCGACAACAGGGUCAGGGUCACGGAGAUGACUCGGGUCUACAUGAACCGCCACUGCAGAAGCAGCAGGCGUGAUAGCGGGCGGCUGCGUGCUGACCGCUGCGGAGCUAUGAGGAGGUGCAGGCGUGAGGUGCAGGGCUUGCUCUAAUAAUCAGGA
Molecule: messenger RNA, 3060 nt
Organism: Chlamydomonas reinhardtii
Lineage: Eukaryota; Viridiplantae; Chlorophyta; Chlorophyceae; Chlamydomonadales; Chlamydomonadaceae
Exons: 5
Coding region: 840-1337 (165 amino acids)
Source: RefSeq, a predicted model, not a curated record